CAAUUUCCUGGAAAUUGCUAUCCAAGACUUCCUAUAAAAUAACUAUUUAGUAGUAAUAUUCUGUAUCAUCAAAUCAAAUUGAGUAUAUAAAUUAUAUAUACCCACCCUUUCUCUCACUCACAUUAUUACAAAUUUUUUUCUUUUAUAUAUAAAAAAGGAAAAAACAAAGGGAGAAAACAAAAAGUUCAAUCAAGAACAUUAAUUUCAGUUAAGAAUUGCAUUGAAGAAUGGUAAGAGGUCCUUGCUGUGAGAAAAUGGGACUGAAGAAAGGGCCAUGGAGCCCUGAAGAAGACCAGAUUUUGGUCUCUUACAUUCACCAACACGGCCAUUCUAACUGGCGAGCACUCCCCAAACAAGCUGGGCUACUGAGAUGUGGGAAAAGUUGCAGACUCCGAUGGACUAACUAUUUAAGGCCUGACAUUAAAAGGGGAAAUUUCACCAAAGAAGAAGAAGAAACCAUUUUCAACUUACAUCAAUUGCUUGGUAACAGAUGGUCUGCAAUUGCAGCAAGAUUACCGGGGCGUACAGACAAUGAGAUAAAAAAUGUUUGGCACACCCAUCUCAAGAAAAAGCUUAAGAACUAUCACAAGCCUUGCCAUGACCCAAAGAGCCACACAACUAUUUCAAUUCCCAAAUGCAACCCCAAAGUUUCAAAAAAUUCAAUUUCAGCCAAAGACAUCGUGAGUAGCCCUCAACAAUGUUCUAGUGGAAUGUCGUCCGUCACGGAUUCAUUGAUCGAGAAAAUGGGCGUGAAGAAUGAUGAAGAAAUGGACUACACGUCCGAAUACUCUCCACAAAUCGACGAGAGUUUUUGGUCGGAUGAAUUAUCUAAGGACAAUAUUAUUGUGGAUAAUAUUAGGGACGGAAUUCAGUUCCAAUUUCCAUUAGUGCAAAAUGUGGAGGAUACAAUAAGUGAUGAUAGCAUGGACUUUUGGUACAAUCUUUUUAUCAGAUCUGGGGACAUGCCAGAUUUGCCAGAGUUUUGAAGGCUUUUUGUUUCUAUUUAUAUUUUGGUGAUGUAAUUAGGGAGUUGGGAAUUUUGAUUUGUCUUCGUGAGGGCAUUUUUGACUUGUCAUAAAAUUAAAAUUGAAAUUUGAGUUUGGAGGUGAUGUGAGGAUUUGAGGAAAUGAGUUUGAGUUAGAAAUUUGGUUUUGUAAAUCUAGACUUGUUGGCCAGCGGCGAUUUUCGCUC
This is a messenger RNA of Striga asiatica, 1191 nucleotides long. NCBI's taxonomy places the organism in Eukaryota, Viridiplantae, Streptophyta, Magnoliopsida, Lamiales, Orobanchaceae. The record is from the annotation of a GenBank genome assembly.